Messenger RNA from Endocarpon pusillum Z07020, 1092 nucleotides. RefSeq lists its product as uncharacterized. The coding region runs from base 1 to 1092 and encodes 363 amino acids. The transcript has a single exon. The record is from RefSeq and is a predicted model, not a curated record. Lineage: Eukaryota; Fungi; Ascomycota; Eurotiomycetes; Verrucariales; Verrucariaceae.
AUGUCUGCUCCUAGCCGUCAGUUCGGAAAACUGUCCAUCGACACCCAAAUGCCCACAACAAGACGCCAAGCACAAGGGCGCUCAGCGGAGAAACCAUCGAAACCAGGUACCGCUGCCUCGUCUUCCGAUGAUGAUAGCUCAGAAGAUGAGCAAGACCAACCGUCGUCGCGUUCUCAGCCUCGAACACAAGGCUCUCUCGCGAAGGGCAAGCAAAGGGCUAGAUCUGAGUCUUCCUCCUCCUCGACCGACACGUCAACAUCGCCCAUUAUGUCGCGUGCCUAUAAAACACGUGAUAUUCUAUCGACGUUUGAGGCCGACGUGCUACCAACCGAGUUCCGUCCUGAUAUAUUCGAGACCAUCAGUCAUGUUCGUUCACCUGCUGAGUGUAUGAUCCAACUAGACCUUGAGGGCACCAUCUUCCGACUCGCUGUCAACGACCACGCUAUUUACAGGAGUCUGAGUAGAGCACAGCCCGUACAAGCACGUGCUGUUGACUUAUUCCAAAAAGUUACCAAGCGGAUUAGGAUUACGCUGCUGGCAUUUGACGAAUACGCCAAGAACGGCACCUCGUCAGCACAUCUUCCUGUGCCUCAUCCUUCGGUGAAGGACCUCGGUAGUCGCCUCCAAGAAUAUGUCGACCUCAUCAAGGAUGAAGUGCGUGAGAGACAUCCCCAUGGUGGUGAACGAGCGGCAGAAUGCCUCAUCUUCCUCCUACGGGACGUUUGCAAUCGCAACCAUGACGCCUUUGAGAACAGCACAUGGGGCCGCAGAGCUCCUCGUGGCGAAGAUGAAGAUGAGCGUAACCUCUUCCAGUGCCUGAUCGGUCAUCCUUCUGUAGGCAGGCCUCCAUUUGCGCUGGACGCUCUGAGAAUUCUACCAAAAGCGGUACUGGCAACGGCUAGCAGACACGAGCAGCUGGACGAGAUUCGUGGCCUCCUUCACCGUCAGCAAGCUCCUCUUGCGUACCGUCGUGCAUUCCAAGGAAUUUUAGAUUCAAUUACAGAAGCUACGAGUCCAACCGCUGGACCUCAUCCCGGACAGAAAAGACCCGCAGCUGGCGCUGGCCGAGGUGGGCAGAAGCGUUCGAAAUAG